CCCGACCCGACCUAAACCGGACCACGAGUACAUACACACAUCUUCAGAUGUAGUAGAUACGUAUAGUACACUGCAGGAUUAUAUAAUUGUUAGGCUCAGGAGAAUUGACCUUUGAAUAUUUCAUACGGUUAAAAAAAUUCUUCUAUAUAAACUGAAGAUGCUUUGAAUAUUUGUAUUCUCUGUGUAUGUUCAAAACCGUAUAAUUAACAACCAAAAAAAGAAAGCUUCCUUUAUUUGUUUUUUUGAGUUUUCGUUGAUCGAUUGGUUAAUUCUGUCAUAUCAAUUUGUUCUCGAUUCUUCGCGGCCAUGCAAAUUUAAUGUUUUCGUUUGUUUUUGGUGGUGAUUAUGGGCGCGAAUAUCUCUGGAGGUUUGACGGAGUUUGACCGGGACGGUGACGUUUACGCGAGGAAACCCGGAUUGGUGGAUUUACCGGAGAAUUGUGUAGCGUUGAUUAUGAUACGGCUUGAUCCACCGGAGAUUUGUAGGCUUGCUCGUCUCAAUAGGAUGUUCCGUCGCGCUUCGUCAGCUGAUUUCAUAUGGGAAUCAAAGUUGCCUUCGAAUUAUCGUGUUAUUGCACACAAGGUGUUUGAUGAAAUUACUCUGAGGAAAUUAAUUAAGAAAGAUCUUUAUGCUAAGCUUAGCCGGCCUAAUCUCUUCGAAGAUGGCACAAAGGAAUUGUGGAUAGAUAAGAACACGGGUCGUCUUUGUUUAUCUAUUUCUUCAAAGGCACUAAGGAUUACUGGAAUUGAUGAUCGGAGAUACUGGAGUCAUAUCCCAACCGAUGAAUCCAGGUUCCAGUCAGUUGCUUAUGUUCAACAGAUAUGGUGGUUUGAAGUAGGAGGAGAGUUUGAGAUCCAGUUUCCAUCUGGAACAUACAGUCUCUUCUUCCGUAUCCAGCUCGGUAAAACAUCGAAGAGGCUUGGAAGGAGGAUCUGCAACUCUGAACAUAUUCAUGGAUGGGACAUAAAACCUGUGAGGUUCCAGCUCGCCACUUCAGACAACCAACAAGCUGUUUCAUUUUGUUAUCUGAAUAAGAACCCUGGGAGCUGGAGUCACUAUCACGUUGGAGAUUUCAAAGUGACAAAUCCAGAUAUAUCAACCGGAAUCAAAUUCUCGAUGACUCAAAUCGAUUGCACUCACACGAAAGGUGGGCUAUGCAUAGACUCUGUUCUUAUAUUACCUAAAGACUGUGCAAAAGAAGUCAUUGGAUCACAAUAGUUUUGUAGAUAUAGAGUGAGAGAUUGUUGUAAAGGGUGAGAGAAUAUUUUUUUCAGUGAAACAUUCACUAUACUCUGCUUUUUUCUUGAUCUGGGAUGCAUUCUCAAGAUGAAUCUCAGAUCUGGAACUUGUGUACACAUAGUUGGGUUGUCUCUAGUUUUGUCUGUAGUGAUUGUAAGUACAAGUUCUCCAUUCAGAGAUUAUAACACUUUUUGCUUCUUCUUUUA
Messenger RNA from Arabidopsis lyrata subsp. lyrata, 1445 nucleotides. Its product is annotated as F-box protein PP2-A13. The coding region runs from base 346 to 1218 and encodes 290 amino acids. The transcript is spliced from 3 exons. The record is from RefSeq and is a predicted model, not a curated record. Gene Ontology annotation, molecular function: protein binding. Lineage: Eukaryota; Viridiplantae; Streptophyta; Magnoliopsida; Brassicales; Brassicaceae.